UUAAUGGCGAUCCAGCUGCGUGGAUCACAGUCCAAAUUAUAGACUGUGAUGUCAUGACGCACAGCUCCUAUUCUUCACCUUCUCCGUUUGUGGCCCCCACUCAGCUGAUGCAUUAAGAAGUGCGGGCUUUCGUGGUGGGCUCUGAACGCCCCCGCUUUCUGGUGCUGCGUGUUCGGUUCUGGUGAUUCUGCCGGACUGUGUUCGUUUGGGCAUUUCUGUCCCUUUGGAUCCAGAGUGCAGCCAUCCUGGUUCCUGCGCUCGAACACGUUUACUCAUUGAGAAAAGACAGGAGCCGUACUCCAUCCUCAUCCCCAUCCUCGCCCUCUAGCACCCCGCCCCUUCCUCCUCUCCGACUCUCCCCUCCGUGCGUCUGAGGGGUACGUCGCCGUGCACGUGCCGGGGAGAGAGAGUCGCAACUGUUCCGUGCGCUGUCCGCCGGACGUUAGCGAGUAUUGGCGCUCUGCAACCGGGUGGCGGAGGCGGAGGAAGGGGGGAGACUGGACUCGGAACCAGGAGAAGCGCCGCGGCUUCUCAUAGCCCGCUCUCCCGAAACAUGGAGUUGUUUCUUCUCGUCCUUCUACCCCUUUUUUCGGGAUUAUUUCCGCGCGCCGAGCCUGCGGAGGUGUCGGACGGGGAGAAAGGUGUUCAGGAGGUGGAGAUCAGAUGUCCCCUCAACCACAUACAGUGUUUAGGGACAAAAAAGUGCAUCCAUUUCAACAAACUGUGUAACGGGGCUCGGGACUGUGAGGACGGCUUCGACGAAGGAGUCCACUGUCGAGAGCUCCUGUCAGCCUGCCACGAGCUCCGGUGUCGCUACGGCUGUGUCAUGACAAGAAACGGCACCUUCUGUUUCUGCGCCGAUGGUUUCGAGGUCGGAGAGGACGGAACGAGCUGCAGAGAUCAUGAUGAAUGUGCCACGUACGGUGCAUGCAGCCAAACGUGCACGAACACCUAUGGGUCAUACAGAUGCAGCUGCACAGAGGGAUACAUCCUGCAACCUGACGGGAGAUCUUGCAAAGCCAAACAAGAUCCCGGUGACAGUUAUCCGCUGCUUCUCAUUGGUGGCCCAGAUCGUAUUGUCAUCACCCAUCUAAAUGGGACAGGUCUUCAGCCCCUGAGGUCUCUGAGUGCAGAAGGAAUACUUGCAUUGGAUUUCCUGCACAGCCAGGAAAGUGUCUGCUGGUCCUUGUCUACAGAGUCCUCUGGGCAACUGCGCUGCGCCGUAACAAGGAAUCUACGUAGAUUCACACGGGAACAAGAAAUAAGGACACAACACAGUUUGCAAAAUGUGGAGCAGAUGGCCAUCGACUGGCUGACAGGAAACUAUUACUUUGUUGACCGUGUCACCAACAAGAUAUUUGCCUGUGACCGCACUGGGAUAACGUGUGUCACCAUCGUACAGUUAGAUCUGCUGAAUCCCAAAGGAUUAGCCUUGGAUCCUGUUAAGGGAAUGAUGUUCUUCACUGAUUACGGGAAUGCUGCCAAGAUCGAGCGCUGCAACAUGGACGGCACCAACCGGACGCGGCUGGUGGACCACAGGAUUGAACAGCCCACAGCUGUGGCACUGGAUGUCAUCAAGAAGCUGGUGUAUUGGGCUGAUGCCUACCUGGAUUACAUCGACGUAGUGGAUUACCAAGGAAAGAACCGGCACACCAUUGCCCAUGGGAGCCAAGCUUCGUACAUAUAUGCAUUAGCUGUGUUCGAGGAUUUCCUCUAUGCUGUCCACUCUGACCCAACGAGAGCGAGUUCCUCUGUGGAGCUGCUGCAGGUGCACAGGUUCAACAUAUCAGCAGACAGCAGGAAACUAGCCAACCUGGGAAAUUCUAGGGCACUUCGUGUUUACCACAAACUCACUCAGCCAAAAGCUAAGAGCCACGCAUGUGAGAUGGAUAGAUACGGAAAACCUGGAGGAUGCUCCCACAUCUGCCUUUUGAAUGGCAAUUACAAAUCCAGAACUUGCCGUUGUCGGACCGGCUACAGCCUGGGCUAUGAUGGAAAAUCCUGCAAAAAGCCCAAAAGUGAUUUCUUCCUGUUCUACGGCAAAGGCCGUCCUGGGGUCAUCAGAGGCCUGGAUAUGAACAUCAAGUCCAGCGAUGAGCACAUGGAGCCCAUCGAAGACCUGGUGAACCCUCGAGCCAUCGACUACCACGUAGAAACAGGAUAUGUCUACUUUGCUGACACUACCAGCUUCCUGAUAGGACGUCAAAAAAUAGAUGGAAGUGGCAGAGAGACCAUUCUCAAAGAUGAACUGGACAAUGUUGAAGGAAUCUCAGUGGACUGGAUCGGAAAUAACUUGUAUUGGACCAACGAUGGGUACAGGAAGACAAUCAGUGUUGCCAGGCUGGAAAACGCUUCUCAGACCAGGAAGACUCUGCUGGAAGGGAACAUGUCGCACCCCCGCGCCAUUGUUGUCGAUCCUCUGAACAGCUGGAUGUACUGGACAGACUGGGAGGAGGAUGAGGUCAACGACAGCAUCGGCCGCAUAGAAAAAGCUUGGAUGGACGGAUCCAACCGCGGCAUCUUUGUUACCUCCAACAUGCUCUGGCCCAACGGCUUAACCCUGGACCACAGCACCAGCACCAUGUUCUGGUGUGAUGCGUACUACGAUCACAUUGAGAAGAUUCAUCUGAAUGGAUCGGGAAGAAUGGUGGUGUACAGAGGAAAAGAGCUGAACCAUCCGUUUGGAAUCUCUCAUUACGGUGAUUUCAUCUUUUGGACCGAGUACAUGAACGCUUCAGUAUUUCAGCUGGACUUGUCCACGGGCGAUGUCACUUUGCUGCGGAGCGAGAGACCUCCACUGUUUGGGCUGCGUGUCUACGAUGCACAGAGUCAGCAAGGUGACAACGCAUGCAGCGUGAAUUAUGGAGGCUGCGCUACCCUCUGCCUUGCCAUCCCAGGAGGCAGAGUUUGCGCCUGUGCUGACAACCAGGUUUUGGAGAAGAACAAUGUCACCUGUGCAGAAGCUUCCAGCAGCAGUUUGGAGCCACAGCGGUGUAAAAGCGAUGAGUUCCAGUGUCACAAUCAGCGCUGCAUUCGGAGCGUGUGGAAGUGUGACGGUGACGAUGAUUGUCUGGAUGGAAGUGAUGAGGAGAGACACAUCUGCUACAAUCACACCUGUCCCGCUGACCAGUUCAAAUGCAGCAACAACCGCUGCAUUCCGAAGAGGUGGCUGUGCGAUGGAGCCAAUGACUGCGGGAACAACGAAGACGAGGCCAAUGCCACCUGCUCAGCCCGGCCCUGUCAAGCCGAUCAGUUUUCCUGCCAAAACGGACGCUGUAUUCCUCGAGGCUGGAGCUGCGACCGCGAGGAUGACUGUGGGGAUAUGUCUGAUGAAAUAACAUGCACCUUUCCCACCUGCCAGCCUCUCACCGAGUUCAGCUGCUCCAAUGGACGAUGCAUCAGUGUCAACUGGCACUGCGAUUCCGACGAUGACUGCGGGGAUGGCAGCGAUGAAGCUGGCUGCAUCCAGACCUGCUCCAACAACCAGUUCCAGUGUGGCAGUGGACGCUGCAUCCCAAGCCACUGGGCCUGUGAUGGGGACAACGACUGCGGGGACUUCAGUGAUGAGAACUCAACCUGCAGAGGUGGAUCUGCAUUGCUGCCGGUGAUUGAGUGUGGCAGGGAGGAAUUUUACUGCGUCGCUGACGGAACCUGCAUCCCAGAACGCUGGAGAUGCGACGGAGACAAAGACUGUGAGGAUGGCAGCGAUGAGAAAGACUGUGAGGGGACCAAAAGGAUGUGUGACCCCAAGGCCAAAUUUACCUGCAAGGAUACAGGCAAAUGUAUCACAAAGAGUUGGGUGUGUGACGGAGACAUCGACUGUGAAGACCACUCAGAUGAAGAAUCCUGCGAGUCCUCUGUCUGCAAGCCGCCCAGAUACCCCUGUGCCAACGACACCUCCAUGUGCCUGACACCUGACAAGAUCUGCAACGGGAAAGUGGACUGUGCUGACCGCUCGGACGAAGGAGCCGUCUGUGACAUGUGUCUGGUAGCCCGGGGGGGCUGCAGUCACCAGUGCACCGUGGCACCAGGGAAAGGAGUCGUGUGUUCUUGUCCCCCUGGGCUUCACCUUGACUCCAGCAACAAGACGUGCGAGGUGGUGGACUACUGCAGCCGUCACCUGAAGUGCAGCCAAGUGUGUGAGCAGUACAAGACCACGGUGAAGUGCUCCUGUUAUCCCGGCUGGACGCUGGACUCAGACGGGGACAGCUGUCACAGCACCGAUCCAUUUGAGGCAUUCAUCAUUUUCUCAAUCCGGCAUGAGAUAAGACGAAUAGACCUUCACAAGCGAGACUACAGCCUGCUGGUGCCAGGACUUCGAAACACUAUCGCGUUAGACUUCCACUUUAGCCGCAGCCUCCUUUACUGGACAGACGUGGUGGAAGAUAAGAUCUACAGAGGACGACUCUCUGAGUCUGGUGGAGUGACCGGAAUUGAGGUGGUUGUUCAGCACGGCUUGGCCACUCCAGAGGGCCUUGCUGUGGACUGGAUCACAGGGAAGCUGUACUGGAUUGAUAGUAAUCUGGACCAGAUUGAGGUUGCCAAGCUUAACGGAGAAAUGCGGACGACACUGAUUGCGGGAGGCAUGGAGCACCCACGUGCCAUCGCUCUUGACCCAGGAGAGGGGAUCCUCUUCUGGACAGACUGGGAUGCCACGUUCCCAAGAAUUGAGGCGGCAUCAAUGUGUGGAGGUGACAGACACGUAGUGUUUAAGAACAUGGAGAUUGGAGCCUGGCCCAAUGGACUGACGUUGGAUCACCUGGAAAAGAGGAUUGUUUGGACAGAUGCACGCUCCGAUGCCAUUUUCUCUGCGCUCUAUGAUGGCAGGGGGGUCAUUGAGAUCCUCCGGGGUCACGAAUACUUGUCCCACCCCUUUGCUGUAUCACUCUUUGGAGGCUACGUCUUCUGGACGGACUGGAGGACAAACACUUUAGCGAGAGCCAAUAAAUGGACGGGGCAAAAUGUCACAGUCAUCCAGAAGACAAGUGCUCAGCCGUUUGACUUGCAGAUCUUCCACCCCAGCAGACAGCCUCAAGCCUCUAACCCAUGUAAGGAGAAUGAUGGACGUGGUCCCUGCUCACAUCUGUGUCUCAUCAAUUACAACCACACUGCGUCCUGCACCUGUCCACACCUCAUGAAGCUUUCAGCUGACAAACAGUCCUGCUCUGUACUGAAACGGUUCCUGCUGUACGUUCGACGCUCUGAGAUCCGUGGCGUGGACAUGGACAACCCCUACAUGAACGUCAUGACCGCCCUGACAGUGCCAGACAUCGAUGACGUUUCUGUGGUGGACUAUGAUGCUCAGGAGGAGAGGAUCUACUGGGCUGAUGUCAAGACUCAAACCAUUAAACGGGCGUUCAUCAACGGCACCCAGCUGGAGACCAUCAUCUCUUCAGACAUUGUGAACUGCGGUUUGGCUUUAGACUGGAUUUCUAAGAACUUAUACUGGCUCAGCUCCGAAAAUGACGAGUCACAAAUCAAUGUGGCUCGCUUUGAUGGGUCCCUGCAGACGUCCAUCAUCCAUGGCAUUGAUAAGCCAAGGUGCCUUGUAGUGCACCCUGCCAAAGGGAAAAUCUUCUGGACCGAUGGCAGCACCAUAAACAUGGCCAACAUGGAUGGGAGUAACAGCAAAGUCCUUCACCAAAACCAGAAGGAUCCUGUAGGUCUGUCAAUAGACCAUCCUGCCAACAAGCUUUACUGGAUAAGCUCGGCCAACAACACAAUCAACAGGUGUAAUCUGGACGGCAGUGGCCUGGAAGUGCUGGAGACCCUAAAGAGGAAGUUAUCCAAAGGCACGGCUCUGGCUGUGAUGGGCGGGAAACUCUGGUGGGCAGAUGAUGAAUCCGGUCAGCUGGGAACUGUCACCAAGAAAGAUGGACGCAACUUUCUGCCUUUGAGAAACAAGACAGGUGGAGUGGUUCAUAUGAAGGUUUACGACAGGGAAGGUCAGAAAGGAAGAAAUAUGUGUCAGGUGAACAAUGGAGGAUGCUCCCAGCUCUGUUUCCCAACCUCUGAGACCACCCGCAGCUGCUCCUGCACUCUGGGAUACAACCUGCGCAGCGACCGAACUACUUGUGAAGGAGUUGACUCAUUCCUGAUGUAUUCCAUCCAUGAGGGAAUCAGAGGAAUCUCUCUUGAUCCGAAUGACAACACGGAAGCUCUCAUGCCCAUCACAGGAACCCUGUUUGCUGUUGGAGUUGACUUUCAUGCUGGAAAUGACACCGUGUACUGGACAGACAUGGGGCUGAACAGGAUAUCCCGCUCCAAACGGGAUCAGACCUGGAGGGAGGACAUCAUUACGACUGGCAUCAGUCGAGUGGAGGGCAUCGCUGUUGACUGGAUUGCUGGAAACCUGUACUGGACAGAUCACGGUUUUAAUCUAAUAGAAAUCUCCCGCCUGAAUGGUGCCUAUCGCUCGGUGGUCAUAUCUGAAGGACUCGAUCAGCCGAGGGCCAUUGCAGUCCAUCCACAGAAAGGGUAUCUCUUUUGGACUGAGUGGGGGAAGAACCCCUGCAUUGGCCGCUCACGCUUGGAUGGUUCAGACCAAGUUACGUUGGUUAACUCUGGCAUCAUGUGGCCUAAUGGAAUUUCCAUCGAUUAUGAGGAGAAUACAUUAUAUUGGUGUGACGCCCGCACCGAUAAGAUCGAAAGGAUCAACCUUGAAACGGGGGAAAGCCGGGAGAUUGUACUGUCAGCAUCCAAUGUGGACCUCUUCUCGGUUGCUGUGUUUGGCCCUUUUAUCUACUGGUCUGACAGGGCUCAUUCCAACGGUUCGAUCCGUCGUGGACUAAAGAGGGACACCAGUGACAUUGUAACAAUAAGGAGUGGCCUUGGGGUUAAUUUAAAGGAUGUAACUGUCUUCAACAGGGGUAGAGAAAAAGGCACCAACCCUUGUGCCAGGAGUAAUGGUGGCUGCCAGCAGCUGUGCUUUCACCUGGGCAGCGGCCGCCGGACUUGUUCCUGCGCCCACGGCCGCUUGGCAGACGACGGUUUCGCCUGUGAACGCUAUGAAGGUUAUCUACUUUACUCGGAAAGGACUAUACUGAAAAGCAUCCACCUUUCAGAUGAAAGUGACCUCAACGCCCCCGUCCAGCCUCUUGAAAACCCUGCUUUUUUCAGGAAUAUCAUAGCUCUAACUUUCGACUUUGGUCAAAACACGGCUGGGACAAACCGCAUCUUUUUUAGUGACGUCCACUUUGGAAACAUCCAGGUCAUCAAUGACGACUGGACAGGAAGAUCCAUUAUUGCUGAAAAUGUGGGCUCAGUGGAGGGCCUGGCCUACCACCAUGCUUGGGACACUUUGUUCUGGACCAGCUCCACCACAUCCACCAUCACCAGGCAGAGUGUGGACCUGAAGCGGGUCAACGCCUUUCCGCGGCAGGCUGUGGUCACGCUGUCAGAGGACGACCACCCCCAUAACCUGGCUCUAGAUGAGUGCCAAAGCCUGAUGUUUUGGACGAACUGGAAUGAGCAGAGGCCCAGCAUCAUGAGGUCCACCUUAGCCGGCAAAAACAUGAAGAUCGUCAUCGGUUCUGACAUCUUGACACCCAAUGGUCUCACCAUUGACCACAAAGCGGAGAAGCUCUAUUUUUCAGACGGAAGCCUUAGCAAAAUUGAGAGAUGCGACUACGACGGCUCCAGCAGACACGUCAUUGUUAAAUCAGGAGCAGGAAACUUCUACGGGCUUGCCAUCUAUGGAGACUUCGUCUACUGGUCAGACUGGACUCGUAGAGCUGUGCUGCGGUCAAACAAAUACACUGGAGGUGACACCAAGGUUCUUCGGGCAGACAUGCCUCAUCAGCCAAUGGGAAUUAUAGCCGUGGCCAAGGACACCAACAACUGUGAGCUGUCCCCUUGUCGACAUCUGAACGGAGGCUGCGGGGACCUAUGUCUGCUGACCCCACAUGGGAGGGUCAACUGCUCUUGCCGUGGAGAACGUGUGCUCUUAGAGGAUAACAGAUGUGUAUCUGAGAACUCCUCCUGCAACAUCUACUCUGAAUUCGAAUGCGGAAAUGGAGAGUGCAUAAACUACCAACUCACCUGUGAUGGAGUUGCCCAUUGCAAGGACAAAUCCGACGAGAAGAUGCAGUACUGUGACAACAGAAGUUGUCGAAGUGGUUUUAGACCCUGCUACAACCAGAGGUGUGUGGCCAACAGUCGCUUCUGUGAUGGAUUUGAUGACUGCGGGGAUAACUCAGACGAAGCUUUCUGUGGCAACAUCACAUGUGGCUCAUCGGAGUCAUCCUGCAAGGACGGGAGCUGCAUCCCGAGCUCUGUGUGGUGCAACCAGGUCAUCGACUGUCCCGAUGCUUCUGACGAAAAAAACUGCAACCACACAGACUGCUCUCACUUUUACAAGCUGGGGGUGAAAGAAAGAGAUUUCAUCAGCUGCAACUCCACCUCGCUGUGCAUCCACCCGUCAUGGGUAUGUGACGGUGCAAAUGAUUGCGGGGACUAUGCCGACGAGACUAACUGCCAGGUUUCUCAGGGGCAGAAGUGUGAGGAGGGCCACUUUGCGUGUCCAGGAGGGAACUGCAUCUCCAGCGUUUGGCUGUGCGAUGGCCAAAAAGAUUGUGAGGAUGGAGCAGAUGAAUUCCAGUGUGACUCCUCGUGUUUGUGGAACCAGUUUGCCUGCUCCAAGAACAAGUGCAUUGCCAAACAAUGGCUGUGUGAUGGGGAGAACGACUGCGAAGACGGCCUUGACGAGAGCGUGCAGAUCUGUGGCACAGUAACUUGUGCUCCGGGGCUCUUCAGCUGCCCCGGGUCGUACGCCUGUGUUCCAAAGCGCUGGCUUUGUGACGGGGAAAGAGACUGUCCUGACGGGAGUGAUGAACUCGCUGCAGCAGGCUGUGCACCCAACAACACAUGUGAUGACAGCUCAUUUCGCUGCCGCAACAAGGCGUGCGUCCCCCAGCGAUUUGUCUGCGACCACGAUAACGACUGUGGAGAUGGAUCUGAUGAGUCGGUGGAAUGUGUGUACCGCUCCUGUGGAUCAGAGGAGUUUCGCUGUGGGGAUGGUCGCUGUCUUCUCAGCUCUCAGUGGGAGUGUGACGGCUACGCCGACUGUCCCGACCGCUCUGACGAACUGCCUCUGAACCUCAAAUGUCUCGCGGCAGGAAGCUUGUGCAACGGCUCCUUCUUCAUGUGCUCCAAUGGGCGCUGCAUUUCUGAAGGGAAUCUGUGUGACGGCAAAGAUGACUGUGGAGACGGGUCCGAUGAGAGGAACUGCAAUGUGAACGAAUGCUUAAACCGCAGAGUCAGUGGCUGCACACAAGACUGCCAGGACCUGACAGUGGGCUACAAGUGUAAAUGCUGGCCUGGCUUCCAUCUAAAAGAUGACGGGAAGACAUGUGUGGACAUAGACGAGUGCUCCACCAUCCUUCCUUGUAGUCAGCGCUGUAUCAAUACGUACGGGUCCUUCAGGUGCCUGUGUGUGGACGGGUAUGAAGCUUUGGAUCGGAACCCCAACACCUGCAAGGCUGUCUCAGCUGAAGAGCCGUUUCUCAUCAUGGCCGACCACCAUGAGAUCCGCAAACUGAGUGUCGAUGGUUCCAACUACACCAUCCUGAAACAGGGCCUUUAUAACAUUAUCCACCUAGACUUUGACUACAAGAAGGAAUUCAUCUAUUGGGUGGACUCAACCAGGCCGAGUGGUCGAAAGAUCAACAGAAUGCGCCUCAACGGGAGUGACCUGAAGAUAGUUCAUAGGACAGCAGUACCCAGUGCCUUGGCAGUGGACUGGAUUGGAAAAAACUUGUACUGGUGCGACGCAGAGAAGAAGACACUGGAAGUGUCCAAGGCGAAUGGUCUGUACCCCACCAUCCUCAUCAGCUCUGGACUCAAGAACCCCACAGAUCUAACUCUGGAUCCCCAGACAGGGUACGUGUUCUGGGUAGACUGCUGUGAGCCCCCCCACAUCGGGCGUGUCGGCAUGGACGGCCGAGGCCAAACGAUCAUUAUUGACACAGAGAUUUACAGCCCUACCGCUCUCACCAUAGACUAUACCAAUAAGAGGCUGUACUGGGCAGACGACAACCACAUCCUGUUUGCCAACAUGGAUGGCACCCAAAGACACAAAGUGUCCAGUGAUCACAUCCAAGGAGUUAUGGCUCUGACUUUGUUUGAAGACUUUGUAUAUUGGACAGACGGUAAGUCCAAGUCGCUACGACGUGCUCACAAGACCAUGGGCUCUCAAGGAAUUGAGCUCCUCAACUCUUGGCAAGCCAUCAAAUCCAUUAAGGUCUACCACUCACUGCGCCAGCCUGAAGUGCCCAAGCACCAGUGCCAGAUCGCAAAUGGCGGUUGUAGCCAUUUAUGUCUGCUGUCCCCUGGUGGGGAACACAAAUGUGCCUGUCCCACAAAUUUCUACCUGGCUGCUGACAAUAAAACCUGUCUCUCCAACUGCACCUCCAGUCAGUUUCGCUGUGGAACAGAUGAGUGCAUCCCUUUCUGGUGGAAGUGUGACACAGUGGAUGACUGUGGGGACGGCUCCGAUGAGCCUGCUGACUGCCCGGAAUUCAAAUGUCAGCCAGGCCGUUUCCAGUGUGGCACAGGCCUUUGUGCUCUUCCGCCCUUCAUCUGUGAUGGAGAGAACGACUGUGGCGACAACACCGAUGAGGCUAACUGCGAGACCUAUAUCUGCCUGUCUGGACAAUUUAAGUGCACCAGGAAACAGAAAUGCAUCCCCCUCAACCUGCGCUGCAACGGUCAGGACGACUGUGGGGACGGAGAAGAUGAGACAGACUGCCCUGAAAGCACCUGCUCCCCAGACCAGUUCCAGUGUAAAGCCUCCAUGCACUGCAUCUCCAAGCUGUGGGUUUGUGACGAGGACCCAGACUGUGCAGAUGGAUCAGACGAGGCUAACUGUGAUGAAAAGACCUGUGGACCUCAUGAAUUUCGCUGCGAGAAUAACAACUGCAUCCCGGAUCACUGGAGGUGUGACAGCCAGAACGACUGCGGGGACGGCUCCGAUGAGAACAACUGCAAGCCAGUCACUUGUAAUCACAAGGAUUUUGCCUGCGCAAAUGGAGAGUGCAUUUCCUCCCGAUUCCGCUGUGACGGAGACUACGACUGCCUGGAUAAUUCAGAUGAGAAUGGCUGUGAGGCUCACUGCGCUGACGAUCAGUUUCAGUGUCAUAACAACUACUGCAUCUCACUAAAGUGGGUGUGUGAUGGCCAAGAAGACUGCAAAAUGGGAGAGGAUGAAAAAAACUGCCAGGCAACAGCCGUCCCCUCGUGCUCGGUGAAUGAGUACGUGUGCGCCAGCGGGGGCUGUGUGUCAGCCAGCCUGCGGUGUGACGGACACGACAACUGUCUGGAUGGCUCCGAUGAGAUUGGCUGUGUGAAGGAGUGCAGAGAGGAUGAGUUUCUGUGUCUGAACCGGGCGCACUGCAUCCCUCGGCGCUGGCGCUGUGACGACGUGUUGGACUGCAUGGAUCACAGCGAUGAAGAAGACUGCAGCCAUGGCGCUACCUUCUGUCGGGCUGAUGAGUUCAUUUGCAACAACACUUUAUGCAAACUUCACAUAUGGGUGUGCGACGGCAAGGACGACUGUGGAGACAACUCUGAUGAAGACAUAGACAUGUGCGUGAAACUCCCCUGUCCUCCUACGAGGCCGUUCCGCUGCAGAAACGACCACGUCUGUCUUCGCACUGAUCAGGUCUGCAACAAGGUGGACGACUGCGGAGACAACUCGGACGAGGAGCAGUGUGCAGAGGUGGUGGCGGGGAGGCCUCGGCCCUGCGGGAAGACGGAGUUCACCUGCAGCAACCGCCGCUGCAUCCCCAUGCAGCUCCAGUGUGACCUCUUUAACGACUGCGGGGACGGCGGCUCCGACGAGCAGGACUGCAAGUCAUUUUCCAGCGGAGACGUAUGUGGAAAGAAAACAAAUCCGUGUGGGGAAGAUGCAAUCUGCAACCAGACAAAUGUUAAUGCUGUAUGCCAAUGCAAGCCUGGCUUUAAAAGGAACCAAAACACAGGCCUGUGUGAAGAGAUAAACGAGUGUGUGCAGUUUGACACGUGUCCUCAUUACUGCACCAACACCAAAGGCUCCUUUAAAUGCACAUGUGAUCGAAAUUACAAAGAGAUUAAUGGCAACUGCGUGGCAAAAGGACCGGAUGACCGGGUGCUCUACAUAGCAAACGACACUGAAAUCAGGAGCUUCGUGUUUCCGUAUAACCACAGCCAGGGGCACAAAAUGCUCACUCACAUUGAGGACAAUGCUCGCAUCAUCGGCAUGGAUGUUCUCUUUCACCACCAGAAGUUUAUUUGGGCCACGCAGUUUAACCCCGGAGGGAUUUUUUACAGAGACUCCCUUGAAAGGAGCCAGACCAAAUCAAGCAUCAGAAACAUUUGUUCAGAUUUCCGGCGUCCCCGCGACAUUUCUGCUGACUGGAUCACAGGCAACAUCUAUUGGACCGACCACUCUCGGAUGCACUGGUUCAGCUAUUACACAGCCCACUGGACAAAGUUACGAUAUUCCAUAAACGUGGGACAACUUAAGGGACCAAACUGCACUCGGCUGAUUACUGACAUAGCAGGAGAGCCGUACGCCAUCACUGUAAACCCAGCCAGAGGAAUGAUGUACUGGAGUGUAAUUGCCGAUCAUUCUCACAUAGAGGAGUCAGCCAUGGAUGGAUCAUUGCGCAGAGUCCUUUUGGAAAAAAAUUUGAGAAGGCCCACUGGUCUGACUAUUGAUUACUUCAACCAGCGAAUUUACUGGGCUGAUCCUGAGCUCUCGCUGAUAGGAAGCAUGAGGCUGGAUGGCUCAGACCCCCUGGUGACAAUCAGCAACAGACACGGACUUUCUCAACCGUACAGGAUUGAUAUAUUUGAGGAUUACAUCUAUGGAACGGGACUCAAAAACGAAGUCUUCAAAAUUCACAAAUUUGGCAAACAGACGGUGGAAUUUCUCAACUCGGGAGUGGAGAGACCAACCAAUAUUUUCAUUUCCAGUCGUUACAAACAGCAAGAUGCACCAAAUCCUUGCCUGAGAAUGCAGUGUGAAUUCAUGUGUCUGCUCAACCCGACGGGAGCCAGAUGUACCUGUCCAGAAGGAAAGGUGUUGGUUAAUGGCACCUGUGGAGAUGUCAACACCUCAGGUGAACUGUGCCGCCCCCCCUGCGAGAAUGGAGGACGCUGCCUGGCCAAUGAGAAAGGAGACUGGAGGUGCUACUGUUGGCCCGACUUUUCAGGGGAGCGCUGUGAGGUCAACCACUGUACAGACUACUGCCUAAACGGGGGGACCUGCAUGGGCUCGCCGCUGGGAAAGCCUACGUGCCGAUGUCCUCUCGGAUUCUCUGGUCCUUUUUGUGAGAGAAGAAUCUGUGACAGCUACUGUUUAAACGGCGGGACAUGUGACGUGACCGAGGGGAACCAGCCUGUGUGCCGAUGUAUGGCAGAAUAUACCGGAGACCGCUGUCUCAACCACAUAUGUCAUCACUACUGCGUGAACUCCAAAGCCUGCACCUUAUCCAGCAGCGGCUACGUGGAGUGUGUGUGUCCCACCAGGUUUGAAGGAAACAAAUGCGAGGUGGACAAGUGUCUCCGCUGCCAUGGGGCUCCCUGCCUCAUUAAUGAGGAAACGGGGGACGUGGUUUGCAACUGCACAAAUGGCAGAAUAGCGCCAAGCUGUCAGCUGUGUGACGGAUAUUGCUACAAUGGAGGUACUUGUCACCUGGACCCUGACACCAGCCUGCCUUUCUGUCACUGCACAUCAGGGUUCAAGAACCAACGUUGUGAUGAGCUGGCCAACCCCUGCGAUUACUUCUGUCAGAAUGAGGGGAUGUGCACAUUAACAGCUCUUAACAAACCUCGCUGCAAAUGUUCAGCCAAUUGGGCAGGAACGCAGUGUGAAAGACCUGCCCCUAAAAGCAGCAGAUCAGACAACACCAGUGGAGGGAGCAUUGCUAUCAUUGUGCCUCUGGUCUUGUUGGUCAUCUUGAUAGUGAUGGUGGUGACAGGUGUUUACAUCUGCAGACGGAGGCAAAGGGGAAAACGUGUCCAGAGGCAGCCCAUGACCAACGGAGGAAUAAACGUGGAGAUCGGGAACCCUUCAUACAACAUGUAUGAGGUGGACCAUGACAACCAUGCUGAUGCAGGCAGCUUGCUGCGACCCAACUUCACGCUGGACCCUCACAAGGGCUGGUGUGUGAAAUCCAGUGAUCCUCACACCUCGAGCAUGAAUUCUGUGCCCAAGGAGGUGAUACCCGGACAGCCCAUGAACUACUCCAACCCUGUGUAUGCCAAGAUCUACAUCGAUGGGCAAAACUGCCGGAAGCCAGUCAUCAGUAUUGAUGAGAGGAGAGAGCUACUCCCAAAGAAACUAGAAGGGACAAUUCAUGAAACCGCCGCAUAGCCUAAUAGCCUAACUUUAACUUUUGUACUUUCCUUUUCCCUUUUCUUUUUUAAAUCACAACGUACAAUACGAAGGAGGAAAAAGAUUCUUCUUUUUAAUUUCCUACGAGACUCUUAGAUUCUACAGGAAUAGCAUCAGCAUAAUGUCUUAAUUUGUGUGAUGAAAUGUUUAAUUUCCCCAUUUAUGUUUUGCUUUCUAAUGUUUGUAAAGUAAUACAGCACUAUACUGUAUACUGUCCUGAAGUGAUUUGCAAAAAACUUCAUUAACACCAUAAGCCAUUGCUGUGCACAGUUGAAAUGCAGUUCCAUGGUUUGUACUCUGUGUUUAGCCCAAAGGGAAUACAGACUCUGGGUUUCCUUGAGAGGUUAAUAAACAGAGAUUUUGACUUACUUCUCCUGAUCCAAUGUAUGUAUCGUAGAAAAAAGUUCCUGGUUUUAUCCUUUUUUUCUUCUGGUUUUUGUCCAUUUAUUUAAUUUAUUGUCGUCUAUGAAGUGUUCCAUAGCUGUCGUCCUUUUUUCCCUGCACCUGAUGGAUCCACUUCCAUCAGAGCAUAAUAUACACAUGCUCUUUUCUCACACUGUGUUAUCCCACGGUUGUUGUCUCUUAUUGGUUUCCACAGACUUCAAGCUGCAUCUGCCUAGUUUCUAUGGAAAUAUAUAACACAAAGUAAUCUUGUGGUCAGAGAGACGGAGGCCCACGCUGAAUGUUCACUCGUCAGAUUCCCUCAUCCCGUACUGCACACUCAGAGGACAGACACUGAAUACCAUAUUUUUAUAGGUCUCAUUUGUCAGCAGAUGUAUUGAAUAUUGUAAACAAGGAAGAGAUUUGCCACAGUUGCAAAGGUUAUUAAGAGGUAUUAUGAUACAAAACUUUCUGCAGAAAAGAAAGAUGAUAUAAGAAAUUUUAUAAUUUUGUAUUUGAUUUGUAUGUCGUUUGGCUGCUUGUAUUUUCAAGAAAUGUAUUAAAUGUAAGUAAUUUUUAUAUAAAAAUGUAAAUCAACAUUGAAUAAAAAGGGGCUUAUUUCCAAUCUG
Messenger RNA from Oryzias latipes (Japanese medaka), 15387 nucleotides. The record is from RefSeq and is a predicted model, not a curated record. NCBI's taxonomy places the organism in Eukaryota, Metazoa, Chordata, Actinopteri, Beloniformes, Adrianichthyidae.